Molecule: messenger RNA, 2092 nt
Organism: Nematolebias whitei (Rio pearlfish)
Lineage: Eukaryota; Metazoa; Chordata; Actinopteri; Cyprinodontiformes; Rivulidae
Gene: snx2
Product: sorting nexin 2
Exons: 15
Coding region: 106-1641 (511 amino acids)
Biological process (GO): early endosome to Golgi transport; intracellular protein transport
Cellular component (GO): endosome membrane; endosome
Molecular function (GO): phosphatidylinositol binding
Source: RefSeq, a predicted model, not a curated record
GGGAGAACCUCCUGACUCCCGCUCCUCGUCCUCCUGCUCUCUUCCCGUCACUCCUCGGAUUCCUUGCCGUCCGCGGUCGCUCUCAGCCCGCAGGAAGACGCCGUCAUGACGGACGCAGCAGCCCGGGAGCCCCCGCCCGAACACACCGACUUCCAUGAGAUGGAGGACGGGGAGGACCUGUUCCUGGAGCCGAGCCCCACUCUGGAGGAGUCUCUGCCAGCCAGCCUUCCUGCUGUGGACAUCAGCACCAAGUCAAACGGACCCAAACAGGACUCUCUGUUUGACGACGACACCGAGGAUCUGUUCGCAGAGGCCACAGAGGAGGUGUCGUUGGACAGUCCUGAGAGAGACGUCCUGCUGUCUGACGGCCCGUCCCCCGCCAUCACCCCCAUCACUCCUCCCAUCUCCGUCAUCACGCCUCGCAUCGGCCACGCCCACGACGACAUGUUCACACACUCCUCGUUUGAUGAGAUCGAGGAGGAGGAAGCGGGCAACUCCUUGGACAUUCACAUAUCCGUGUCCGACCCGGAGAAAGUGGGUGACGGGAUGAACGCGUACAUGGCCUACAAAGUGACGACGAAGACCUCCAUGUCUCUGUUCAGGCAGAAGGAUUUCUCCGUUAAAAGGCGUUUCAGUGAUUUUCUGGGUCUGCACAGCAAACUGGCCUCCAAGUACCUGCACGUCGGCUACAUCGUCCCCCCUGCUCCGGAGAAAAGCAUUGUGGGCAUGACGAAGGUGAAGGUGGGGAAGGAGGACCAGUCGUCGAACGAGUUCGUGGAGAAGAGGAGGUCCGCUCUGGAGAGGUAUCUGAUGAGGACGGUGAAGCAUCCCAUCCUGCUGAAGGACCCGGACGUCCUUCAGUUCCUGGAGAGCUCAGAGCUUCCACGCGCCGUCAACACUCAGGCUCUGAGCAGCGCUGGGAUCCUGAGGAUGGUCAACAAAGCUGCGGACGCCGUCAACAAGAUGACCAUCAAGAUGAACGAGUCGGACGCCUGGUUCGAGGAGAAGCAGCAGCACUUUGAGAAUCUUGACGUUCAACUGAGGAAACUUCACGCCAGCGUGGAGUCUCUGGUCUGUCACAGGAAAGAGCUGUCGGUGAACACGGCUCAGUUCGCCAAGUCGGCGGCCAUGUUGGGGAACAGCGAGGACCACACGGCUCUGUCCCGAGCUCUGUCCCAGCUGGCCGAGGUGGAGGAGAAGAUCGACCAGUUGCACCAGGACCAGGCCAACGCCGACUUCUACCUCUUCUCUGAGCUACUGGGAGACUACGUCCGGCUCAUCACCGCCGUCAAGGGCGUGUUUGACCACAGGAUGAAGACGUGGCAGAAGUGGCAGGACACUCAGAUGUUGCUGCAGAAGAAAAGAGAAGCCGAAGCCAAACUUCAGCUCACCAACAAGCCGGACAAGCUGCAGCAGGCCAAAGACGAGAUCAGAGAGCUGGAGGGAAAAGUCCAACAGGGCGAAAGAGACUUUGAGCAAAUCUCCAAAACCAUCCGGAAAGAAGUCGGCCGCUUCGAGAAAGAGAGAGUGAAGGAUUUUAAAAGCAUCAUCAUUAAAUACCUGGAGUCCCUGGUUCAAACGCAGCAGCAGCUCAUUAAAUACUGGGACGCCUUCUUACCUGAAGCCAAGGCCAUCUCGUAAACAGACAGCCCCCAUCAGACUACAUUACCCACGAUGCACCUCCCCUCUCCCUGCUCCGGAACCAGAUCAGCACGACUCAACGGAGUGCGACAGAAAAUCAGCUCCAUGUUUCUCUGCAGGUUUAAAACAAAGUUGAUGAUUUUUGUUUAGUGUCGCAGCUGAACUCUGCUCAGCUUCCAAACGACCGGAAAAACGUUCGUAAAGUCCGAUGAAAUAAAUAAAUCACAAAUCUGAGGUCGGUGACGACUUGAAGCGCUGCUGAGAGUUUGAUCAGUUUAUUCCAACAAACGUACAGAACCAACUAUUUGAACUUUAGUAUUUAGGGAUAAUUCCUAAACUUGUCAAAGUUCAGGGGAAAGAAAUGGCUCCUGGGAGAGUUCUUGUCGUUAAAAGUGGGGAAAUAAAACCGUUUUUAAAAAUAAACCCAACAAGCCGACUCCGAAGGAUUCUG